CAAAAUCUGGCGUCAGUUUUGCGCGCGCGCACCCACAGUUGACUUGUUCGUUCUGAAACACUUAUAUGUUUCGAUUAAUAUUUUAGACAGUGUUGUGCUGUGAUUGUGUUUGUUUUUAAACAGUAUACGAUAAUUUCUAUAAAAUGGAACCUUUGCAAGUGGAUGUUGUUCAUUUCUACCCUAAAGAGAACGCGCAGCCACACAAUACUAUCAAAUUUGAGACGGUGAACGAUGAGAAUCCUACAACAACGAUCGUGCGUCGCGGUCAGCCGUUCAACGGUGUCGUUCGUUUCACGCGGCCUUUUGAUGAAAAUGAAGAUAUCGUGCAACUUAUGUUCACACUUGGUGAUAAACCCCAGAUGGACACACAAGGCUCGAUGUUCAUCCACCGAGACGCCAUCACCGAUAAGCACACUUGGACCGCGAAGCUUCUAGAUGUGCAGUCAGACACCGUCUCAUUUGAGGUGUCCACACCUGUCACAGCUCCCGUAGGCUCCUGGGCACUCCGCGUUAUCACCAGACUGAAAAGUUCAUCCACCAAGGCCUUCUAUGACUUCGACCAGGAUAUCUAUAUUCUAUUCAACCCAUGGAACCCUGAUGACCAAACGUAUAUGGAAGACACUGGUCUGCUGCAAGAGUAUGUUCUUAAUGACGUGGGUAAAGUGUGGGUGGGACCGAUCAAGACCACGCGUGGGAAACCCUGGUUUUACGGACAGUUUGAUGCCGCUGUACUGCCGGCAUGCAUGUUCAUGCUUGACAGAGCUGAAAUGCCAUUCCACCAACGUGGCGACCCCGUGAAGAUGGCGCGUGUUAUAUCCCGUAUCGUGAACUCUAACGACGACGCGGGUGUGCUGGUCGGCCGCUGGGACGGGGAGUACGAGGACGGGACCGCGCCUGCUGAGUGGACCGGCUCUGUCGAUAUCCUCGCCCAGUACUUGGAGACGCAGCAGGAGGUGCCUUACGGACAAUGUUGGGUCUUCGCUGGAGUUGUCACCACGGCUUGCCGCGCGCUCGGUAUACCUUCCCGUGUCGUCUCCAACCUUGUAUCAGCUCAUGACGCUAACAGCUCCCUGACUGUGGACAAGUAUUACACUGAGACUAUGGAGGAGUUGGAUUACGAUCCAAACAACGUUAACGGAGCUGACUCCAUCUGGAACUAUCACGUGUGGAACGAUGUCUGGAUGGCGCGACCUGAUCUACCACCAGGUUACGGUGGCUGGCAAGCAAUAGACGCGACACCACAAGAGACAUCAUCAGGACUGUACCAAUGCGGUCCAGCGCCACUGGAGGCCAUCAAGCAGGGUGUCAUCGGUCUAGGAUAUGACGUGGAGUUCAUGCUGGCGUCUGUCAACGCGGACCUCAUGCGCUGGAGGAAAGACCCUGACGCGGAGACUGGAUUCUCUAUGGUCGACACUAAUAACUACCACAUCGGGCGUAUGGUCCUCACCAAGAAGCCGUACGUGUUCGAUCCUCUGGGCGACGAGGACAGACAGGACAUCACGGGCGAGUACAAGCACCGCGAGGGCACCGCCUCCGAGAGACUGGCGCUCAUGAACGGAGUGCGCUACUCCGAGAGGGCUAAGAGGUACUACGCGAUAGCUGGCAACCUCAGCAACGAGAUCACAUUCAAGCUGAGGGACAUCGACACGGUGCCCAUCGGACAGAACUUUAGGGUCACUGUUGAUAUUGAGAAUACCUCCGGAGAGGGCCGUAACAUAAAAGCAGCGCUGUCGGCGACCAGUGUGUUCUACAAUGGUGUUAAAUCAGAGGUUGUAAAGAAGGUGGAAGGAAAAAUCUUUGUAGGACCAGGGAAACGCGAAGAAAUCAGUAUCUCAGUGGCAGCCGACGAAUAUCUACCCAAGCUGGUAGAGUACUGCAAUAUGAAGAUCUCAGCAAUGGCUAUUGUGGACGAGACCAAGCAGUCGUGGGCCGACGACGACGACUUCCAAGUGCUGAAGCCUAACAUCGAUAUUAAAUUUAACGAGGACCUGAUCAUCGGCCAACCGAGCUUAGCGGUUCUAUCUUUCAUGAAUCCGUUAAACCGCGCGCUGUCGGGCUGCGAGUUCCGCAUCACGUCGUCCGGCCUGGAGGGACGCACGACGCGCAUCGCCGCGCCCGACACCGCCCCGCGCGCGCUCGUCACUUCACAACUACCCUUACAACCUACGAAACUGGGGACCAUAAAUAUUAUUGCAACAUUCAAAUCUGUCGAACUGAAGGACAUCACCGGAGCGGCGAGCGUUGAAGUCUUGGAAGGAUAAAUUAGUUUGCAUUAAGACUGCUUCACAAAAAAUGUGUUUAAAUAUUGUUAUAAUUAUUAUCUACUUUUUGUAUUUAAGAGUAGAUUUUUUUUAUUUUUUUACGUGAUAAUUUUUUAUUGUAUUUAUUAUGCAAAUACGCCGUAUGUAUGGCAACAUUUAUUGCAAAAGGUAGCUUUUACUCAGAUUUAAGCUGGUUAUUAAACAUUUAUAUGUAAGUUUCAGAGAUUAUAUUUUUAUACGAUU
Papilio polytes (common Mormon) is the source of this 2504-nucleotide messenger RNA. RefSeq names its product hemocyte protein-glutamine gamma-glutamyltransferase-like. The record is from RefSeq and is a predicted model, not a curated record. Gene Ontology annotation, biological process: peptide cross-linking. Gene Ontology annotation, molecular function: protein-glutamine gamma-glutamyltransferase activity. Bases 144 to 2261 code for a protein of 705 amino acids. NCBI's taxonomy places the organism in Eukaryota, Metazoa, Arthropoda, Insecta, Lepidoptera, Papilionidae. The transcript is spliced from 15 exons.